GCAAAAAGAGAGCGUAGUCAUUUCAAAAAAUCGAAUCCCCGCUGCAAGAAAAAGGAUUACAAAACAGGCAACGUCACUCACUCAUGCAUUAUCAUUGGAUGAUUGAGUUAGUUUGAUCGAUUCUGCUUUCAAAACGCCCCUAAUUCAUCACAUUACUUGCAAAAAAGGUAUAAGAAGAAGGGGGAGGGGCAAAAAAAUAGCUAUUUUCUUUUUUUUCUUUUUUUCAUAGUUUAUACUCGGUUUAGCCAUGCCUUCUCCUGCUGCUGCCUCAGAGAAGCAGCUCAAUGUUGCAGUGAUAGGAUCAGGUCUUGCAGGUCUUACAGCAGCUUAUUUAUUAGAAAAAAACAACCAUGAGCAUCAACAGAUUCAUGUACAUCUCUUUGAGAAAAGCUCAACGUUGGGCAUGGAUGCAGCUUCCGUUUCUGUCGGCCAUGAAAAGAAAAAGUUUAGAAUUGAUGUCCCCAUGCGGUCCUUUAUGUCUGGCUAUUAUUCACAUUUAUUUAGACUUUACAAGCAUUUGGAAAUUCCAGCAAAAGAAGCAAAAUUUGAUUUUGGAUGGUAUCGUAUCAAAAAAUACCACGCGUUCAAACAGACAUUGGAAGGAGAGACACAGGCAGCAACAGCAACAGAUAGAGAAACGAAAAACGAAUCCUACCUCGUGUACAGUGGUGCGCGAACAGUCGGCCAUUUCGACCUGAUCUCCUCCUCCAGGUCUCCCUCCCUCGCGACCCUCCUGCUCGACCUCCUGAAAUACAUGUGGCGAUCGUUUGUCGUCGCUUACUCCUAUCUAUGGCUGAUGUGUAUUGCUCUAUGGAUGCAGUACCGAGGACAUUUCAAAAACCCAGAGCAUCCCAUCUGCAAUAUGACACUAGGACAAUUUUUCAUAAAAUAUCGCAUUCAUCCUUAUUUCUCUCAUCAGGUCUUUGUGCCGCUCUUUGCUGCCGUGUGUACCAGUACUUAUUCAUCCAUGCUCAACUAUCCAGCUUCUGAGAUUCUCGAAUACAUGGCCAUGGGAUUGAACCAAGCCUCUUAUGUGUGUGCAGGCGGUGUGCAACAAGUGGUACGCGCUAUGUCAGCGCCGUUAAAGCACGUUCAUCUCGCUACAGAAAUCACAUCCAUCCAAGCCAACCCAGAUCCCAACCAUCGUUUCCUUUUGAUAGACCAACACCACAACACCUAUCCUAUUGAUCAUAUUAUUUUUGCAACCCAAGGCAAUCAGUCGCUCCGUCUCCUGGAGGGCCUGGUGGACGUCCUCCGUCAGCAGCAACCACCACCACCACCACAACAACAACAAACGGCUACGUCCGUGGCCAUAGAACCCGUCCUUGAACAAAUCAACAUGUUAAAGACGUUUGUUUAUAAUACCGCUUUGGUCAUCAACCAUACCGAUACACGCGUUUUACCCUCCAACCCUUCUCAUUGGAAGGCUUUGAAUUUAGCCAUGGUCGACAAAACCGUCAAGACGCAUACGAUGGAUAAACGCUUGAUCGUGCCUUUUCCUCACGAAACCACCAUGGCCACCCAUAUCCUCAACUAUACACAUCCAACCCCUCUUUCCUUGCCGGCCGCUCGUCAAGCGCAGGAGGACAAGGAGAGUGAGGGCUUGUUGAUGCAAACCACCAAUCCUUGUGUUGCUGUAGACCCUUCCAAAGUACUUUCCAUCGCGUGGUUCGAAAGAGCUACCGUGACGCUGGAAUCGAAAAAGGCAUUACAGAAACUCUUCACUUUUGCCCCCUCACCGACAAAGAGAGAAACGUCGAGCGAGGACGACGAGGACGUCCAAUUAGCAGCAUGUCAAGGAAACCAAGGUCUUUGGUUCGUUGGCUCUUAUUGCUGGAGAGGCAUACCCCUUCUGGAAGGUUGUGUGGCCAGUGCUGAAUAUGUGGUGAAAAAGGGUCUCGCCUCAUGCGAACAGCUAAAUAUACAUGUACCAUGGUCUAAAGACAAACAAGAGGCAUUAGAAAAGCAUCUCAUAGACAGCCUACAUAAGAAAAAAGAUUAAAAAAAAACUGUAAUAUAGAACUUGGAAGAAAGCAGGUAUCAAGUCUACAAAAAAAAAAAAAAAAAAAAAAAAAAAAAAAAAAA
Molecule: messenger RNA, 2085 nt
Organism: Mycotypha africana
Lineage: Eukaryota; Fungi; Mucoromycota; Mucoromycetes; Mucorales; Mycotyphaceae
Exons: 4
Coding region: 248-2002 (584 amino acids)
Molecular function (GO): oxidoreductase activity
Source: RefSeq, a predicted model, not a curated record